Messenger RNA from Eurytemora carolleeae, 1914 nucleotides. RefSeq lists its product as uncharacterized. The transcript has 14 exons. Gene Ontology annotation, molecular function: G protein-coupled receptor activity. The record is from RefSeq and is a predicted model, not a curated record. Lineage: Eukaryota; Metazoa; Arthropoda; Copepoda; Calanoida; Temoridae. Gene Ontology annotation, cellular component: membrane. The coding region runs from base 8 to 1003 and encodes 331 amino acids. Gene Ontology annotation, biological process: G protein-coupled receptor signaling pathway.
UAGCUGUAUGGCUGUUGUGGCAAACCUAAUGUUAGCUGUGGUACUCUUAUUUUCUGGAGAAAUGAAAAGAUGGUCCCAGGGUUUGAUGCUACAUCAAGGAUUGGUGGAUUGUACUAGAGCUAUCCUUCUCCUACCCCUAGCCAAGUCUAUUUACUAUUGUGAAGCAGUGGCAAAAUGUUCUCUUGUGGAGACAGCGUUCCUUCUCCUAGUUACAGCAUCUAUGGUUAACCUACUAACCACUGUACUGAAUGACACGCCUAUCCACCCCCUUGAUGAGGAUGAUUCCCUUACUAUGUUUAAGGAGAGUCCCCAGUGUGUUGGGUUUGGAGUAUUUAUGAUCUGGUUCAGUAGUAUAACUAUAAAUCUAGGACCAACCUUUCUCAGUGGAGCCCUGGCUGCUCAUGCUGAUGAUCAAAUAAGAGAACCAUCAUGUCCCAUUAUACAGGGACCUUUCCGUCAUUAUAUACUCAACCUUCUCUGGAUUCUGAUCAAUCUUCUUUGCAUUUUUCUAACAAUCUACCAUCUCCGUAAACUAUACAGGGAUUUUACAGGAUGCAGUGCAGAGACGGCUAAGCUGGUCAACUUCUUUACUCCUAUUCUAAACCAUAACCAGGGUGAGGGUGGUCCUGAAAGCAUGCAAAAUAUGGAGAAGUAUAUUGCUAAGAUUGAACGGGAUGGUAUUCGCAGGGUCCGAAUGUUUACUGUUAUAACUCUGGCCUAUAUUAUGUUCUGGAGUCCCGUCUUCAUCAUCACUCUUCUUAAUCCAGGUUGGGAGUGGAAGGAAGCUAGGAAAUCAAUGGCACAUGAGGUGUCUCUACAUAUCGCAUUCUCUCAUUCCUUUGCUAACCCGUUGAUCCUUCUCACCCUGCACUCAGGUCUAAGAGAGGCAGGGUUAAACCUUCUCUCCUGCAUCUGCUGCUCUGCAAGAGGUGGAAACGAGCCACCAAUUGAAAAUCCUUUGCCCAUGUCUCAACGACAGUCACACCAUUUACUCUCUGUUUAAGCAAAGCAAUAAAAUGAAUUGCUUUUGUGCUCUAUACAAGCCAGCUUAAGAUUUGCUCUCUGUUUUUGUCAGUGUUAUACUUUUGCUCUCUGUUAGAACCAGAGCAAUUAUAUAGUUUGCUCUCUUUUUGAACCAGAGCAAUUAUAUAAUUUGUUUACUGUUUGAACCAGAGCAAUUAUAUAAUUUGAUCUCUUUUUGAACCAGAGCAAUUAUAUAAUUUGUCUUUUGUUUGAACCAGAGCAAUUAUAUAAUUUGUUUACUGUUUGAACCAGAGUAAUUAAAUAAUUUGCUCUCUUUUUGAACCAGAGCAAUCAUAUAAUUUGUCUUCUGUUUGAACCAGAGCAAUUAUAUAAUUUGUUUUCUGUUUGAACCAGAGCAAUUAUAUAUUUUGUUUUCUGUUUGAACCAGAGCAACUUUAUCAUUUGCUUUCUUUUUGAACCAGAGCAAUUAUAUCAUUUUCUUUCUUUUCGAUCCAGAGCAAUAUAAUUUGCUUUCUGUCUUUACCAGAGCAGAUUCAUAAUUUGCUCAAUGUUUUUUCCAUGGCAAAUAUAUCAUUUUCUUUCUGUUUGAACCAGAGCAUUUAACAAAUUUGCUCUAUAUUAACCCCAAAUUAAGUUUAUGAUUUGCUUCUUGUAAGAACCAUGAGCAGGUAGAUUGAUUUUUUUCAACCAGAGUUUUUUCAUUUUACCAAUUUGUUAUCACAGAAAUCCGCAAAUUGCUUCUAAAAAAUACAGUUUGCUAUUUAUUUCUUAUUCCGGUAAGAUCUUUAUGUUUUGGUAAUCGUUGAUGAAACUUGAAAUAAAACGUUGGCCAUCUUUUCAAUUGUUGAUUUUAUCUGUAAAAUUCUAAAAGAAAGAAUUUACCACCAAAAAGUUUUAAACUUUUAUAUUUCUUAGACUAUUUGAUCUAAC